AUGGUGUCAACCUGGGCGUUCACCGUGCUAAGCAUCGGCCUUUUCUACACUGGCUGCGAGGCAUCCCGUCUAAUACGGCCCAUUUCGGCGCGGCAGAGCAAUUCAACCUCCGGCAGCAACAGCACCAGCAGCGGCGGCGACUUGCCGGACUAUCUGAGUCCACCAAAUGCCACUGGGUCAUAUGCCAUAACCGGCUUCGACCUCUCGCAACCAUACGAUGCUGCGAAGAGCAACGAAAAAGGCUGGAGUCUAGAUAUCGCAGUAGCCACAAACAGGGUCGUAGACGAUGUCACAAACAACGAGACAAGAGGCAAUCCUACAUACUUGUCUUUGAAGUCGCCGGAGAACGCAUUCGAGAGUGCCGACUUUGACUCUGGCUGGACCAUCUGCGGCAACUUCUGGGACAUUGACGACAAUGACCUGCAGGCGUCGUUUCUGGAGGACAAUGGGACGUGCACGAGCGUCUUGUCCGACGAGUGCAUCGCCGACAUUGAGCAGAAGGCUGUCAACUUCACCAAUGACGGGACGUGCCCGAGUCAUAUUGAGAUUGACACGAAGAAGUGCCCCGAUUUCGGCAUCUCUAACGCAGUUUCCCGAUUCACAGGGUCAGUCGCUGGAGAUCUAGAGGACUCGCUGAAUAACCAGACGAGUGCAGCCGGCUCAGUCAUGCUGUACAGCGUUCUCUUCCCGUACAGUCAUCCGGCCAACACCACGGAGACCAGCGCGGUAUACGACGAGGUCAUGCAGAAGACAUGGCCGUCGGUAGUGACCUUCUAUUACGACGACGGAAAUGGCGUCAAGGCGUUCCCAACCGUCCGAUGUCUGCGAGCAAAGGAUUUGGCAGCUGGCAGUCAGCAACCGACGCCUUUGGAAGGUGCUGCAGCGGUUCCAGGUGUCUCUGCUGCACUGGUCAUGGCAGCAGGUGUUGCGGCUGUAUUUAUCGUCUGGAUGUAA
Messenger RNA from Phaeoacremonium minimum UCRPA7, 954 nucleotides. RefSeq lists its product as hypothetical. The coding region runs from base 1 to 954 and encodes 317 amino acids. The transcript has 2 exons. NCBI's taxonomy places the organism in Eukaryota, Fungi, Ascomycota, Sordariomycetes, Togniniales, Togniniaceae. The record is from RefSeq and is a predicted model, not a curated record.